This is a messenger RNA of Agrilus planipennis (emerald ash borer), 2015 nucleotides long. RefSeq names its product calcium release-activated calcium channel protein 1 (gene Orai). The record is from RefSeq and is a predicted model, not a curated record. Gene Ontology annotation, cellular component: membrane. The transcript is spliced from 3 exons. The coding region runs from base 274 to 1059 and encodes 261 amino acids. Gene Ontology annotation, molecular function: store-operated calcium channel activity. NCBI's taxonomy places the organism in Eukaryota, Metazoa, Arthropoda, Insecta, Coleoptera, Buprestidae. Gene Ontology annotation, biological process: store-operated calcium entry.
AUUUUAAUGUGAUGUUAUGAAUAUUAUGUAUGUUAAGAAUGAUACCUUAAAACGUCAAAACAAGUGGUUCCAAAGAUCAAACGGUAUCGGGUACGGUAAUUAGACGUGGUGCAUAAUCGAGUUAUUAUUAUCCAAAUAUUACCUAAUUUUGUAUACAACAGACGAUCAAAUAAACGUACAGUGUGUCCAGGUGCAACUGCCAGUGGCUGUUAUUGUUGUAUGGCGUAUUUGCACGUUAAAAGUAACAGAAAAUGUGGUACACACUAGAGGCCAAUGUCUGUGUGGUCAACCAGUAGUUUAGGUUUAGCAUCAAACAAGAAUACUGGAAAGGGCAAUCUCACAUGUGAUAGUACAUGGCAAUUGCUUCACCGACCACACGGCAACAAAUAUUCUAAGAGACGGAGUAUGAGCCAAAUGGGCGACGAACUGCACACACCACGUUACUUGUCAUGGCGCAAAUUACAAUUAAGCAGAGCAAAGCUGAAGGCAUCGAGCAAAACAUCAGCUUUGCUCUCCGGCUUUGCGAUGGUCGCUAUGGUGGAAGUACAGCUCCAAACGCCCACCACUAUUCCCUCUGCUAUGCUGGUAGCUUUUGCUGUAAUCACGACUCUUCUUGUGGCUGUACACAUGCUAGCUUUAAUGAUAAGCACAUGUAUCUUGCCCAACAUCGAGGCAAUUUGUAGUCUCGACGCCAUCAAUUUGGUGGAGGAAUCGCCACACGAAAAACUUCACUGGUACAUAGAGACCGCGUGGGCUUUUUCGACAUUGUUAGGUCUGUUGUUAUUUUUGGCGGAGAUUGCGAUUUUGUGUUGGGUGAAAUUCUUUGAUAUCAAUCAAACGGCUGCAUGGUCAGCCAGUAUAGUACUUGUUCCUGUUUUGUUUGUCUUUUUGGCGUUCGCGGUGCAUUUCUAUAGAUCUUUAGUUUCGCACAAGUAUGAGAUGACAGUGUCAGGUAUUAGGGAACUAGAACUUUUGAAGGAACAGAUUGAACAGGGCGAUGCUGAACGAACUAGGAAUAACGGUGUAGGUGAUCUGAUAUCGGGUGUGCAUAUUGUUUGAAAAGAAAAACGAUAUUUUUUCGUAAAAAUGAAACCAAAGUACAAAUUUGAGGAUAUACAAUUUUUCGAAAUUUUCACUUGUAUCACUCUAAAAAAGGAAAAAACGACUAAGGUAGUAGAAAAUGUUUGUUCCAAUAAAUUAACCAACAAAUUUUUGUCGGGGUAGAUUGGAAAUCUUCCAAAUAUACCCAGCCAUUCGUAUUACUAGCUGGUGUUUCCCAGGGAGGUCCUACCAACUGAAACUCCUCUACCUGAAGCCUUUAUAGACCGUUUGCUUAGGCCCUUUUCAGCCAAUAAAAAGAUGUAAUUUGAGCCGCUCAAUAACAAGAAUCUGACCAUACGGCUAGUAGCGACCAUGUUUAUCCUUUAGGGUAGCUGGUGCGUUUAUGCAAUAUAUGUGAAAUAUAAUAAGACAUUUACUUAAAAGUAGUUUAUUAAAGAAUGACUACAUAAAUCGAAAAAUAAACUUGACAAGUUACUAAUGUAGUAUGUGCUUGUUGAGUUUUGCUACCUAAAGAAGACUUUUUAUUAUUUUUAAUAGAUUUUUUGAGAAUAUAUUUCAACGAAAUAUGACAAGUCUCUUCAUUAAAAUUGUAUCUAAUUAUGGCAGGUUUUUACAGGAGAAAAAUCGAUAUUUUUCACAAAUAGUUUGAACUAUUGUUUCUAAAUUAUAAUUCAAUGGCAAUAAUCUGUUAAAGGUCGUUCUGAAUAUUUGUUUCAUUUGAAUAAAAAGUUCAAAUAUCUCCAAAAUCUAAUAAAAAUUCUCUUUCAUCUUCUAAAUAUUUGGAUGAGAAAACGUUUCUGAGGUAUUGAGAAAUUGUAAUCAGUUACCGAUAUUACUUGCGCAUGUUUGAUCCUAAAUUGUUUGAGUUGAUAUGCAAACACCACUUUGUCUAGGUUUCCAAACAUUUUUGUAACUAUAUACAAGUUCUUCCCCCCUAUCAGUUACCGUGAGCU